Messenger RNA from Schizosaccharomyces octosporus yFS286, 2234 nucleotides. Its product is annotated as DNA repair protein Rhp41. Gene Ontology annotation, cellular component: cytoplasm; nucleus; XPC complex. Gene Ontology annotation, biological process: mismatch repair; nucleotide-excision repair. Lineage: Eukaryota; Fungi; Ascomycota; Schizosaccharomycetes; Schizosaccharomycetales; Schizosaccharomycetaceae. The transcript has a single exon. The coding region runs from base 275 to 2149 and encodes 624 amino acids. Gene Ontology annotation, molecular function: damaged DNA binding; single-stranded DNA binding. The record is from RefSeq and is a predicted model, not a curated record.
UACAGAGCUCAAAAGGAUUGUAAUCUCGUUGAAACGAAUAUCUGUCGUAAAUUUUGAGGCUCCAUAACAAAACCACCAAAAGCAAGAAAAUAUUCAAAUAUGAACGGAAUUGGUUUCAUUACCUUGGGAUUUUAAUUUUGUAAAUAAUCAUAACUGUAUUUUAAUAAUAAAUAGGUAACGAAUUCUUUACUACUUGGACUUUAUUUGGAUAAACAUAGACCGUGUUUAAACCUUUUUGCAAACCGAUUAGACCUAGAUCAUUUAUUAUCAAAAAAUGUCUAAUGAAGAAUCAUUCAGUGAAGACGAAGAAGACUGGCUUGAUUUAGACUUGGGACAGCCAGCAGCAAUAAAGAGCAAGACCUUAUUUGAAGAGCAACCUCUUGACCUGAAUACUGAACAAAAUGUAUAUUUAGACGAAACUAUAGCACAACAGAAAAAAUCAUUGAAAAAACCUGCCUUAAGGAUUACAGCAGCCGACCGAAAAAUCCGUCUGCAAAUUCAUCAGAUGCACCUACUCUGUCUUACAUAUCAUCUGUGCAUCCGAAAUUUAUGGUGUAAUGAUGAAGCACUUAAAAACCUCUCGAGGAUUGUACCGCCAGGUAUAAAGGCGUCUCUACAUUGCUCGUCCCAGAAAUCUCAAAUGAUCCGAAAUAAAAGCUUUCAACAGGCUUUAGUUGCAUUAUGUGAAGUUUGGAAGCGUCAUUUCAAAAUUACCAGGAGUGGGCUUAGAAAACCUUGGUACGGAGCUUUACAAAAUGAUACGCUGAGUUAUGAACCAGUAUCAAAAGAAGACUUUUUGAAAGCCGCAAAGGCCCUUGAAGGUGAUCGCGAUACAGGUUCCCAGUUAUUUGUCUCUCUUCUUCGGAGUCUAGACGUUCCAACACGUUUGGUUUUUUCUUUACAGACUCUUAGUUUCCGCUUUGUUGGUGCGUCCGCGGAAGGACGAAGUCCACAAAUUAGUACUGAUUCUCCUCCUCAGGAUAGUUUGGAAUACCUAUUUUCUCCCAGUGAUUCUUCUUCUGAUUCAACGGCUUCAAAACGUAGAAGAACGUUGAAGCCAGGUUUUUCAUCUUCUUCUCCUGUUCAUGCUUCACCAGUUCUUGAGAAACCGCAAUUCAUUGAUUCCCCAAAGCCUGUAUUUUGGGCCGAAGUAUUUAACACCUCGAUGCAGAAAUGGGUUUGCAUUGAUCCUUUUGGUGAUGCCUCUUCCGUGGGUAAACCAAGCCGCUUCGAACCAUCUUCAUCUGAUACAUUAAAUCAAAUGACUUAUGUAUUUGCUGUCGAAUCCAGUGGAUAUAUGAAAGAUGUUACAAGACGAUAUACCUCGCGGUAUUAUCGGAUCAUGAGGAAUCGACUUGAGAUGUUUCCUUUUGGUAGCGAUUGGUUAAAUCUCUUUUUAUCCAAAUUAAAAAGACCCCAGGAUAUAUAUAGGGAUAGUGAUGCUAUAGAAGAUGCAGAAUUAUUGAGAUUAGAACAAGCAGAAGGAAUUCCCAAAAACAUUCAAGACCUUAAGGAUCAUCCAAUAUUCGCGAUUGAAAGACAUUUACGAAAAAAUGAGGUUAUUGACCCAAAGAAAUCAUGUGGAAGAUUAUCCACUAAAAAGGGAGUAGAGUUAGUUUAUCCCAGAAAAUAUGUUAAACUGGUUUUUUCUGCUGACCGUUGGUAUCGCAAAGGGCGUGUCGUAAAACCAGGAAUCCAGCCAUUGAAGUACGCUAAAGAUAAAGCGAAAGGGACCAUUCCUUUGUAUGGCGAAGAACAAACUGAUCUUUAUAUCCCUAAGCCAGUUGUCGCCAAUGUCGUUCCAAAAAAUGCUUAUGGAAACAUAGAUUUGUAUACGUCGAACAUGCUUCCUUAUGGUGCUUAUCAUUGUACCCAUGCUUUUGCUGAGAAGUCAGCUAAAUUAUUAGAGAUGGAUUACGCUCGUGCUGUAACGAGCUUUGAUUUCCAUAAGCGUAUAUCUCGGCCUCAUUACGACGGUAUUGUUGUUUCUAAGAAGUAUAAAGAAGCCUUACUUCAGGUCGCGAGCGGUUUAGAAUGGACGCAAGAAGAAGAAACCCACAAGCAAAAUUUCAAAAUGGGAGUUCAACUGUGGAAACGUAUAAUAUCCGGUUUACGAAUACGACAGAGAAUCAUGGAAGAAUACAGUUAAGUUGAUCAAUUGUAUAUUAGGCAUAUUUUAUAGAGAAUUGCCAUAGGAAUUUGUAAUGAUUAUUAGAGUUAAUAAAUAAUAUGAG